This is a messenger RNA of Glycine soja, 3416 nucleotides long. Its product is annotated as ATP-dependent DNA helicase Q-like 5. Bases 76 to 2790 code for a protein of 904 amino acids. The transcript is spliced from 19 exons. Gene Ontology annotation, biological process: double-strand break repair via homologous recombination. Gene Ontology annotation, cellular component: nucleus; cytoplasm; chromosome. Lineage: Eukaryota; Viridiplantae; Streptophyta; Magnoliopsida; Fabales; Fabaceae. The record is from RefSeq and is a predicted model, not a curated record. Gene Ontology annotation, molecular function: four-way junction helicase activity; nucleic acid binding; ATP binding.
AGCUUUUAUUCACUCAUUCUCUUUUCUUUUCCUUCCCCAUUCUUCAUCUUCGUGUUCCGAUUCAACUGAAUCCAAAUGGAGUCCGAUUCCGACUCCGAUGGAUCUCACAUCUCCGCAACUCCACCAAGAAAAUCAACUCCAUCACCACCACCACCACCACCUGUAGUAGUUUCAAAAAAAUCCAGAAUCAGAAUCAAACCUUCAAAAUCAAAACCAAAACCAGACCCUUCCGGAUCCUCCAAAAUCCAGUCCAAAUCCGACCCGAUCCAGCAAGCCACCCUUCUCUCCCUCCCCACCGAUCUACCCUUCCAAAUCCGGCGACCUUCCGACGCGCCGUCGAUUUCGUACUCCAUCGAAACCCUCCCCGCCGGCUACUUCUCCUCCUCCCAUUCUGCUUCCUUCUCGAAAAUUCGAAGACCUCUCCUCAAUCUAGAACCUUCUGAAGUCGAACAACCGGUUUUUACUUCCGUCGCGUCUGACUCACGCGCCGAGGGCGCCGACUUGAGGAAGCGUGGGAAGAGCCAGCUUCCCAACCUGAUUGGCUCCAGUGCGCCAAUGCCGAGCGUGAAGCCGCGAACAUCCGGAGCCGGCGAAGGGAACUUCGUGAAGCUCAACAUGAAUGGCAAGAGAAAGAAGUUCCUCAACAAGAGAGGGAAAUUUGGCGGGAAAAGGUACAAGAGUUGGAGAUUCAAAUCGCAGCGCGAGAAGGAGGAGGAGCAAGAAGAGGCUGUUGGAGAGUUGAAACAGAGAGGGGGUUGUAAGAGGAGGGAGAUUGAUGGUGAUGCAGUGGAGGAGGCUGCGACCGCAGCACGCAACGUGCCUUCGGAGGAGAAUUUGGUGAAGCUGUUGAGAUUGGUUCAUGGUUAUGAUUGCUUUCGAGAUGGGCAGGUUGAGGCGAUUAAAAUGGUUCUUGCCGGGAAGUCUAGUGUGGUUGUUUUGCCGACCGGUGCAGGAAAGUCGCUGUGUUAUCAGUUGCCUGCUGUGAUCUUGCCUGGUGUUACAUUGGUUGUUAGUCCAUUGGUAGCUUUGAUGAUUGAUCAGUUAAGGCAAUUGCCUCAUGUGAUUAUGGGUGGUCUUCUAUCCAGCACUCAGACACCUGAAGAAGCCUCUGAAUCACUCAAGCAGCUUCGUCAAGGGGGGAUAAAGGUGCUUUUUGUUUCACCAGAGCGGUUUCUGAAUGAGGAGUUUCUGUCUACUAUUUCUUCUUUGCCAGCCAUCUCACUUGUUGUUAUUGAUGAAGCACAUUGUAUAUCUGAAUGGUCUCACAAUUUCCGACCAUCUUUUAUGAGACUUAGAGCAUCUCUGCUUCAUAAGACACUUAAUGUUCGUUCUGUGCUUGCUAUGACAGCAACUGCUACAACCACAACUUUAGAUGCCAUCAUGUCUGCUCUAGACAUUCCUUCCACAAAUCUUAUUCAGAAGGCGCAGUUAAGGGACAAUUUUCAUUUGUCAGUGUCUUUGGUCAGAAAUAGAAUGAAAGACCUACUGAAUCUGAUAAAGUCUCCUCCUUUUGUGGAAGUUCAAAGCAUGAUCAUAUACUGCAAAUUUCAGUAUGAAACUGAUCAAAUUAACAGAUAUUUGAAUGAUAACAACAUCUUGGCAAAGAGUUAUCAUAGUGGUAUCUCUGCAAAGGAACGUAGCUAUGUACAGGAGUUGUUUAAUUCCAACAAGAUCAGAGUGGUUGUUGCAACUGUGGCAUUUGGCAUGGGACUAGAUAAAAGAGAUGUCGGAGCUGUAAUUCAUUACAGUUUGCCUGAAAGUCUGGAAGAGUAUGUACAGGAAAUAGGACGUGCUGGAAGGGAUGGGAGGUUGUCGUACUGUCACCUAUUUUAUGAUGAUGAGACAUAUUUCAAACUUCGUAGUCUAACGCACAGUGAAGGAGUAGAUGAAUAUGCAGUGAACAAAUUUCUGCGUGAAGUGUUUCCUGCUGACAAAAACUCCUGUGGGAAAAUCUGUUCAUUAAUCAAAGAAUCUGCUUCACGCAGAUUUGAUAUGAAAGAAGAGGUGAUGCUUACACUUUUGACACGCUUGGAGUUGGGUGAUGUACAGUACUUGCAGUUACAUCCACAGAUAAAUGUAACUGGCACUUUGAAUUUUCACAAGUCUCCUCCGCCAUUACUUGCUCAGAAGGUUUCUGCUAUAGCUGUAAUUCUAAAAAGAUCUGAAACCAAGCAUGGGCAAUAUAUUUUUGACAUUCCAACUGUGGCAAAUGACAUGGGGGUUACAGCAGUGGAAUUAAUAAAUCAGUUGUACGACCUGAAGUUGAUGGGAGAAAUAACUUAUGAAAUGAAGGACUUGGCCUACUGUUAUAGGAUCAUUGAAGUCCCAACAGACUUGUUAUCUCUAUCAGCAGAUAUUACCCGAUGGUUAUCGGAAGUUGAAAAUUGUAAGGUACGAAAAAUGGAUGCAAUGUUUAAUGCUGCAUAUUUUGCAUUAAAUCUAUGUGAUACGAUGCAAGGUUGCAGUGGUGCCAAUCAUACACCAUGCUUGCAAAGGAAAAUAUUGGAUUACUUUUCUGGAGUUGAUAAUGCUGAUUUCUGCAAGAAAAUUGGUCAAAGCAGCCCUUUCCUGCGGGCAGAUAUAAAGGUCUUUCUGCAGAGCAAUUCACAGGCUCGAUUUACACCAAGAGCCGUUGCGAGGGUAAUGCAUGGAAUUGCAAGCCCAGCUUAUCCUUCAACAGCAUGGAGUAAAACUCAUUUCUGGGGAAGGUAUACGCAUAUAGACUUUCAGGUAGUGAUGGAAGCAGCAAAGGAAGAACUUAAGAAUUUUGUUGGAAAAGAUACACUCUAGCCGUUUAGAAUUGAUUGAGUUUACCAUACAAAUUUGGAUCGGGGAUCACCUAGUCUUUAACAGAAUCCGUCCAAGACCUGCAUUGAUCCAAGGCCCAGAAAAAAAAAGCUUAAUUUAUGUGCCCUAUCAAGUGGUUGGACUCCAAUUGGGGAGUUCCGUGGCAUGUUAUUGUUGUCGUAAAUUUGGCACCAGCACAUGUCUGUCAUCACAUGUUGAGACAAACGAAAGGAAAAUUGAAGCUCUGCCUCAUUUGUGUCAUUGAUUUGCAUUUGUCCAAUUGUCCGUUGGGAUAGCAUGCGUCCUGUGGUUGGAGGAAUCAUGGAUUUACAAUCCUUUGCUGUCUGAUAUUUUGUUGUUAUCACUUUGUCCUAGAGUCUGGUCUAAAGGAAAAAGCAGAUCAACUCACUCAACUUUUAGUUUUUUCUUUUUCCCUCCUUUCUUGAAUAGCACCCAAUGCCAACAACGGCUUAACGGUGUUAUUAUUUGCUUACACUUAAAUAUCUUCUUUAAAUUUCUGAGUAUGUGCUCGUGUAUACAUAGUAAUUCACAUUAACACAACAAUGACAAAAUUAUUUGACCUUUUUCACUAUAUUUUUGUGUCAAGUGGCAUUCAAUUGUUUAUUUUA